AAAUGGCGUCCGCAAAGCCUGUGGACCGCUGUGGUUUGUUUGUUACCCGUUUAAUUUAGAGCCGAGUUGGGGGGGGGUCUCUUCGUCUAGGCAUAUGGACGAUAACAUGGCAGUGCACCGCUGCCGCCCGCUUUCUUGAUUCCGGAAUCGAACCCGCAACUUCAUGUCCGAAGGAGCCAGAGCUGCCUGGUCGAAGAGGGGUUGUGGGGAUUCGCACCGCCGAGAACCAGGGAAACAUAAACACAGGAAAUGCGAGCGGCCCCUUAACGCUCAGCUGUCAAAGCCUGUGAUUGUUCGCCCGGGCUCCAAAAGGUGUGUUAUGUCGGCGGCAGAUGUGGAGGUGUACCUGUCCCAGGUGCACGAUGGGAGCGUGUCGUCGGGCUUCCGGGCGCUGUACGAGGAGCGUCUGCUGCUGGACGUCACGCUGCUGAUAGAGGAGCACCACUUCCAGGCCCACAAGGCGCUUCUGGCCACCCAGAGCGACUACUUCCGGGUGAUGUUCACAGCCGACAUGAGGGAGAGGGACCAGGACAAGAUCCACAUGAAGGGGCUAACAGCUGCAGGGUUCGGCCACAUUCUCCGCUUCAUGUACUACGGCUCGCUGGAGCUCAGCAUGCCCACCGUCCAGGAGAUCCUUCAGGCGGCCAUGUACGUCCAGCUGACGGAGGCGGUGGAGUUCUGCUGCUCCUUCCUGCUGGCCAAGAUCUGUCUGGAGAACUGUGCCGAGGUCAUGCGCCUCCUGGAGGACUUCAGCGUGGGCGUGGAGGGAGUCCAGGAGCAGCUCGACAACUUCCUUCUCGACAACUUUGUCCCCCUCAUGAGCCGACCCGACUUCCUGUCCUACCUCAGCCUCGAGAGACUGCAGGCGUACCUGAACAGUGACGCUCUGAGUCGCUUCCCUGAAAUCGAGCUGUACGAAGCCGUCCAGUCGUGGCUGCGACACGACCGGCGCCGCUGGCGACACACGGACACCAUCGUGCAGUCCAUCCGCUUCUGCCUCAUGACUCCCGCCAACAUCUUCGAGAAGGUGAAGACGUCCGAGUUUUACCGUUACUCCAGGCAGCUGAGGCAGGAAGUGGAUCAGGCGCUCAGCUACUUCCACGACGUCAACCAGCAGCCUCUGGCGGAGACGCGCUCCAACCGCAUCCGCUCCGUCCGCCCGCAGACGGCCGUCUUCCGGGGAAUGAUCGGUCACAGUAUGGUCAACAGCAAGAUCCUUCUCCUGCAGCGGCCAAAGGUUUGGUGGGAGCUGGAGGGGCCUCAGGUGCCGCUGCGACCGGACUGCCUGGCGAUCGUGAACAACUUUUCCUUCCUGUUGGGCGGAGAGGAGCUGGGGCCCGACGGCGAGUUUCACGCCUCCUCCAAAGUCUACCGCUACGACCCUCGACAGAACUCCUGGCUACGCAUGGCUGACAUGUCUGUGCCCAGGUCCGAGUUUGCCGUGGGCGUCAUCGGAAAGUUUAUCUACGCCGUAGCGGGCCGCACGCGAGACGAGACCUUCUAUUCCACAGAGCGCUACGACAUCACCGAGGACCGCUGGGAGUUCGUGGACCCGUAUCCCGUGAACAAGUACGGCCACGAGGGGACGGUCCUCGGCGGCAAACUGUACAUCACCGGCGGCAUCACCUCCUCCUCCACCUCCAAGCAGGUGUGCGUGUUCGAUCCCGGGCGGGAGGCCGGGGGAGGAGGAGGAGGAGGAGGAGGAAGCUCGAGCGGUUCGGACGCGCACAGGACGCGCGCCGGCCGCGGCCCGCUGCUGCCCGGCACCCACGCCAGCUGCUGGGAGAACAAAUCCAAAAUGAACUACGCCCGCUGCUUCCACAAGAUGAUCUCGCACAACGGGAAGCUGUACGUGUUCGGAGGCGUGUGCGUGAUCCUGCGGGCGUCCUUCGAGUCGCAGGGCUGCCCGUCCACCGAGGUGUACGACCCGGACACCGACGAGUGGACCAUCCUGGCCUCCAUGCCCAUCGGGCGUAGCGGCCACGGCGUGGCGGUGUUGGACAGGCAGAUCAUGGUGCUGGGCGGCCUGUGUUACAACGGCCACUACAGUGACUCCAUCCUAACGUUCGACCCCGACGAAAACAAGUGGAAGGAGGACGAGUAUCCCAGGAUGCCUUGCAAACUGGACGGUCUGCAGGUGUGCAGCCUGCACUUCCCAGAGUACGUGCUGGAGCACGUCAGACGCUGCAGCUGA
Molecule: messenger RNA, 2194 nt
Organism: Perca flavescens (yellow perch)
Lineage: Eukaryota; Metazoa; Chordata; Actinopteri; Perciformes; Percidae
Gene: klhl15
Product: kelch-like family member 15
Exons: 9
Coding region: 164-2194 (676 amino acids)
Biological process (GO): nuclear protein quality control by the ubiquitin-proteasome system; protein ubiquitination
Cellular component (GO): nucleus; Cul3-RING ubiquitin ligase complex
Molecular function (GO): protein binding
Source: RefSeq, a predicted model, not a curated record